This is a messenger RNA of Dicentrarchus labrax (European seabass), 2880 nucleotides long. Its product is annotated as fascin. Lineage: Eukaryota; Metazoa; Chordata; Actinopteri; Moronidae. The record is from RefSeq and is a predicted model, not a curated record. Bases 148 to 1635 code for a protein of 495 amino acids. Gene Ontology annotation, cellular component: cytoplasm; cell projection membrane; ruffle. Gene Ontology annotation, biological process: cell migration; establishment or maintenance of cell polarity; actin filament bundle assembly. The transcript is spliced from 5 exons. Gene Ontology annotation, molecular function: protein-macromolecule adaptor activity; actin filament binding.
AGUCAGCAAAGAGCAGCUCUCUCUCCCUCUCUCUCUCUCUCUCUCUCUCUGUCCCUCCCUCAGACACCCCCACAUUCACUCCCUCUGUCCUACUCUAAACAAGCACAGCAUCUCUCUUCUUUUCCCCUUUCUUGACACACGGCAAUCAUGUCCGCAAACGGUGCCGACGGGGACAUGCUGCAGAUCCCUUUGGGGCUCAUCAACAGCGCGGGGAAGUAUCUGACUGCGGAGACUUUCGGCUUCAAAAUCAACGCCUCGGCCAGCAGCCUGAAGAAGAAGCAGACCUGGACACUGGAGCAGACCGGGGAGGACGGCAGCGUCGUGUUCCUCCACUCCCACCUGGGCCGCUACCUCGCCACGGACAAAGACGGCAACGUUACCGCGGACAGCGAGACGCGCGGCCGGGACUGCCGCUUCGUCAUCACCGCGCACGAAGACGGGCGGUGGUCUCUGCAGUCCGAGCCCUAUGGCCGGUACCUCGGCGGCAGCGAGGACCGGAUCACCUGCUUUGCGCAGACAGCCUCCCCGGCAGAGAAAUGGAGCGUGCACCUGGCUGUGCACCCGCAGGUCAACCUGUACAGCUUUGCGCGCAAACGCUUCGCCCACCUGAGCGCGCAGGGGGAGCGGCAAGAGGUGUCCAUAAACCGCGACAUCCCCUGGGGCUUCGACUCUCUCGUGACCCUGGUCUACCGUGACCAGCGCUACCACCUGGAGACCUCGAACAACCGCUUCUUGCGCAAUGACGGCAGCCUGUCCACUACCACGGACAAGGAUACCGGCUACAUGCUGGAGUUCCGCUCCGGAAAAGUGGCAUUCCGCGACUGCAACGGCCGCUACCUGGCGCCCGUGGGCCCCACCGGCACAAUGAAGUCUGGGAAAAGCACCCGGGUGGGGAAGGAUGAACUGUUUGGCCUGGAGCGCAGCCACGCGCAGGUCGUGCUGACUGCAGGCAACGAGAGAAACGUCUCCACGAGGCAAGGCAUGGACCUGUCAGCCAAUCAGGACGAGGAAGGAGACCAGGAAGUCUUCCAGAUGGAGAUGAGCCGUGAAGACAGGAAGUGUGCCUUCAGAACCGCUGCCGGCAAAUACUGGACUCUGUCAGCAAGUGGAGGACUUCAGUCCACUGCUUCCACCAAGUCGGCCAACUGUUUCUUCGAACUGGAGUGGCAUGAGGGUCGUGUGUGUGUGCGUGCAGCUAACGGCAAAUAUGUGGUCGCUAAGAAGAACGGGCAGCUAGCCGCUACUGUUGACAAUGCAGGGGAGGCAGAACAGUUCCUGAUGAAGCUGAUCAACCGUCCAAUCAUCGUCCUUCGUGGGGAGCAUGGUUUCAUCGGGGCUCGUAAAGCCGGAAUGGCGACCCUGGACUCCAACCGAGCAUCAUACGAUGUUUUCCAGCUGGAGUUCAACAACGGUGCUUACUCCCUUAAAGACUCCCAGGGGAAGUAUUGGUGUGUUGGAGACGACACAGCGGUGGUGUGCAGCAGCCCAACGCCUGUCCAGUUCCUGUUUGAGUUCUGUGACCUCAACAAGAUGGCCAUUUGUGCUGUGGGGGGGAAGUACCUUAAAGGAGACCAUGCUGGAGGGCUAAAGGCCAGCGCCGACUCCCUGGACAGCGCCACCCUCUGGGAAUACUGAGAAAGCACAGCUGGACUUCACUGUCUGUAACAAAGCUUCAAACUAUUGAUAGAUACUGUAGGUAGCUGGGUUUUUUUUGCAUAUGUAUGUGUGCCUGUGUGUGUGUGUACUUGUGAAUUUGUCUGGAUGGAUGUGUGAUGGAAAGUGAAGCUGAAAAACUGGAAGUCAUGGCACCAAAGCACUACAGGUGUUUUUAUUUUGUAUUAUUAUCAUUAAAACUCUUGUUACUGGGCUUUUUACUGGAGAUUAGGAUUUACAAUGACUGUUGCUUACUGAAUGAAUCAUAGUGUGGUUGCACAUUAUUUGUUUCACUUCCAGUCAAAUUUACACAAGCUGUACCUGAGAAAUAUCAGGGUGAUUACUGUUAUUAGUUGUGCCUAUCUGUGGUAACUACUGGUGUAACAAACAUGUCGAAUGCUAUAACUCAUGACUUACAAUAUCUAACCUUCUCCUGCUAAAUGUCCUGCUGGCUCUAUUGCGCUGCUUUCAUCUCCUGCUCUCUUUCGAACUAUAAAGCAUAACACACAUCAGAUAAAGGGAUGUUACUGAUUUACAUGUUUUUUGCUGUAAAUAAGGCUUUCAUUGUCACUGAAUGCUUCAAAAACAUAGUAAUCAUAGGAAACUUUGAGUGCAAAAGUAUGCCGAGGAUGUAAAGAAAGAAAUGGGAUGUGGCUGAUAUAACCAGUUCUUUGCCUGUAUGUUUCUCACUGCUCCUCUCCUUGUGCUUAGAUGUGCAGCUAGACAAAAUCUGUAUAUAGACAGAUGCAUCUACAGAAAGGUUUCACUCAGUUCUCUCUGGUUCCUCCGAUAAGUGCAAGGUUCUCAAUUAUACUUCAGGAGGAAACAAACAAAAAUGGAGAGCAAAGGUGCUGUCUUUGUUUAUGACCAUCCUUUCUUUUACAAGAAGUGAAAGGGAGGCGGUGGGUAAGGCCUAGUUACAACACAUUCAGAUGCACAUAAAUACAUUACAAAUAUGCAGUCGUAGAUACAUGAAUUCCAACUGUGAUACUAAAUCUGCACAAUUAUGUAGUUUCCAACUGCAAGAAGUUAAAAGCACAUGUUUGUUGUGACAAAAUGUCUGCCUUAGAUUGGGUGCUGCUGCUGGUGUGUAAACACAACGAUGGAGUCAGUCAUCUCUCUGGCUGUUACUGUGGCUGUGCCUUCCAUAGAGCAUUUUAGUCUUUUUCAUGUCCUUACAUUUGAACUGAAUGAAGUACAAACCCCCAAUAAAGAUUUCCCUCUCAA